Staurois parvus is the source of this 295-nucleotide messenger RNA. NCBI's taxonomy places the organism in Eukaryota, Metazoa, Chordata, Amphibia, Anura, Ranidae. The record is from the annotation of a GenBank genome assembly.
AUCAGUGUAGCUCCAACAGUGCCACCUGCCAGUGCCCAUCAGUGCCACCUGCCAGUGCCUACCAGUGCACAUCAAUGCCACAUAUCAGUGCCCAUCUGAGAGCUGCCUUUCAGUGCCAGUCAGUGCCACCUAUCAGUGCCGCCCAUCAGUGCCAUAUAUAUGAGUGCUGCCUUUCAGUGCCCAUCAAUGCCACCUGCCAGUGCCCAUCAGUACCACAUAGUGCCUACCAUCAGUGCCACCUAUCAGUGCCGCCAAUCAGUGCCACCUAUUAGUGCCAGUCAGUGUUGCCUAUCAG